CCCCCACCCCCACCCCCUGCACUCCAUUUAACGUGAGAUUAUGAAAUUGCAGAGGAGGUGGAGGGAAAGCGACAGGAUCUAACGGGGAGUUUGGAGGGGAGAAGGGAAGAAGGUUGGAUGGCCGGGUAGCUGAAAUCAGAAAUCCAAUUGCGCACUGGGUUGUGAUUGGAAAUCUAAUCAGAUCUUUGGAAAAGGGGCAGGCCGGGAGGGGGCUGAGUGGGGGUGGGGGGAGUUGAUCCCUUUAAAAAAAAAAUUGGUGAGGGGGGAAUCAAGGAGAGGAAGGAAACGACGAUGUAAAAGGAAGACUUUUGGGUGGCAGUGGCGGUUGGGUUUCUUGCAAAAAUGAAGAAUGCGGGACGCGGAUCUAUCCUGGAGCCCAAGGUAUUGGAAAAACUGAACGUGCAGGAGAGGAGAAGGAAGAAAGAAGAUCGUCCUGCGAGACCUGGAUCUUAACAAACCAAUGUAUAUAUCUAUACAUACGUACAAAGGGAGAGAGAGGAGAGAGAGCGCGAACAUUCUAAGAUGAAAUCGACCAACCUCAGACCAGAGGGAGAUUGUGUUGUUCUAGUCUAAAUAAAAAAUAAACAAUAAACACCCCGGCCCCACACACUGAAGGGGGAACAUAAAAGGGGGGGGAUCAUUGAACAUGGAGAACAGAGGAUCCGGAAAGGAAAAGUAUUUUCAUUAAAGAAAUGGAAAGCAAGAAAAGGAGGAAUUUUGGAAUGAAAAGUUUGGGGUUUUUUGGCUUUUUUGGUUUUUUAGAAAAGUAAAGACCUGCUGUGCAGAGGUGGUUUGGUUUUAUUUUUCUUUCAUUUAAUUUUAUUUUUUUCUCCACGGGAAGAGAAGAGAUAAAUAAUGCAUCUGCAAAGAAAUUUCGGAGAAGAAAAGUUGACCGUGCCAGAAUGAGGCAUUGAUUGGGGGAGAGAAAUCAGCAGGGCAGGGUUGGAGCUUUGCCUGUGUUGACUAAAAUUGAUGGAAAAUUGCAGUUGGAUUUUUUCCUUUUUUUUCCUCUUUUAUUUUUUUUGCGUGUCAAGAUCGUGUGUUUUUUUCUUGCUUGUAACCUCCUGGAUUUUGCACCUGGACGUUGCCGUGAUCGGUCUGAAAUACAAUGAGGAAAUUGAGACCCAAGGAGUGAUUGGCCAUUGGUAGAAGAGCCAGGAUUUGAACCCACAUCUUUGGACUCCUGAUCUUAUACUUUUCCUACACUACUACUCUGCUUCUCAUCCCUUCCGGCUUUACAUCCUAAGAUGCUACAGCUUCCUGCCUAAAUCCAAUUAUUUGAACUGCAGAAGGACCAACACCAGAUAAAUUAUGAAUGUUGAACAAGAUGACCUUACAUCCACAGCAGAUAAUGAUAGGUCCUAGGCUUAACAGGGCCUUAUUUGACCCCCUGCUUGUGGUGCUCUUGGCUCUCCAACUCCUAGUGGUGGCUGGUCUGGUGAGGGCCCAAACCUGUCCUUCUGUAUGCUCCUGCAGUAACCAGUUCAGCAAGGUUAUCUGUGUGCGGAAAAAUCUCAGAGAGGUCCCUGACGGCAUCUCCACCAACACGCGGCUCCUGAAUCUCCACGAGAAUCAGAUUCAGAUUAUCAAGGUGAACAGCUUCAAACACCUGAGGCAUCUGGAGAUCCUACAGCUGAGCAGAAAUCACAUCCGCACCAUUGAAAUAGGGGCCUUCAAUGGUUUGGCCAACCUCAACACAUUGGAGCUCUUUGACAAUCGGCUGACCACCAUCCCAAAUGGGGCUUUUGUAUACCUGUCUAAACUGAAGGAACUCUGGCUUCGGAAUAACCCCAUCGAAAGCAUCCCUUCUUAUGCUUUUAACCGAAUCCCAUCUUUGCGCCGGUUGGACUUAGGAGAGUUGAAGAGGCUUUCGUACAUCUCGGAAGGGGCUUUUGAAGGUCUCUCCAACUUGAGGUAUCUGAACCUUGCCAUGUGCAAUCUGCGGGAAAUCCCGAACCUCACCCCGCUCAUCAAGUUGGAUGAGCUGGAUCUUUCUGGGAACCACUUGUCUGCCAUCAGGCCGGGCUCUUUCCAGGGUUUGAUGCACCUUCAGAAACUGUGGAUGAUCCAGUCCCAGAUCCAAGUGAUUGAAAGGAAUGCAUUCGAUAACCUUCAGUCACUAGUAGAGAUCAACCUGGCACACAAUAAUCUGACCUUACUGCCUCACGACCUCUUCACGCCCCUCCAUCACCUUGAGAGGAUCCACCUGCAUCACAACCCUUGGAACUGCAACUGUGAUAUUCUGUGGCUCAGCUGGUGGAUAAAGGACAUGGCACCCUCAAAUACUGCAUGCUGUGCCCGCUGUAAUACGCCCUCCAACCUGAAAGGGAGGUACAUUGGGGAGUUGGACCAGAAUUAUUUCACCUGUUAUGCUCCUGUGAUUGUUGAGCCUCCUACAGACCUCAAUGUCACAGAGGGCAUGGCAGCAGAACUCAAGUGUCGGGCCUCCACCUCACUGACCUCUGUAUCUUGGAUUACUCCCAAUGGGACGGUCAUGACACAUGGGGCAUACAAGGUCCGGAUUGCUGUGCUCAGUGAUGGCACAUUAAAUUUUACUAAUGUAACUAUACAAGAUACAGGCAUGUACACAUGCAUGGUGAGUAACUCUGUCGGGAACACCACAGCUUCAGCCACCCUGAAUGUGACCGCAGCAACCACUACCCCCUUCUCGUAUUUUUCCACCGUCACCGUAGAGACUAUGGAACCUUCUCAGGACGAGGCCCGAACCACAGAGAACAAUGUGGGGCCCACACCAGUCAUUGACUGGGAGACCACCAAUGUGACCACCUCUCUCACGCCCCAGAGCACAAGGUCAACGGAAAAAACAUUCACCAUCCCCGUGACCGAUAUAAACAAUGGCAUCCCGGGAAUUGAUGAGGUGAUGAAAACCACUAAGAUUAUCAUUGGUUGCUUUGUGGCUAUCACUCUCAUGGCAGCGGUGAUGCUGGUCAUCUUCUACAAGAUGAGGAAACAGCACCAUAGGCAAAACCACCACGCCCCAACACGGACUGUUGAGAUCAUUAAUGUGGAUGAUGAGAUUACAGGGGACACGCCCAUAGAGAGCCACUUGCCCAUGCCUGCUAUAGAACAUGAGCACCUAAAUCACUAUAACUCUUACAAAUCCCCCUUCAACCACACAACAACAGUUAACACAAUAAACUCAAUACACAGUUCAGUGCAUGAACCGUUGUUGAUUCGAAUGAACUCAAAAGACAAUGUACAAGAGACUCAAAUCUAAAACAUUUACAAAAGUUACAGAGAAAAAAAAGACAGUUUAUUAAAAAAAAAUGACACAAAUGACUGGGCUAAAUCUACUGUUUCAAAAAAAGUGUCUUUACAAAAAAAACAAAAAAGAAAAGAAAUUUAUUUAUUAAAAAUUCUAUUGUGAUCUAAAGCAGACAAAAUGAUGUGUAUUCCUCAGAACCUGUUUUGCUGCAUUUAUUUACCCUUCCCCUGCUGCCCUCCCUCUCUCUUUGCCAUAUUUUUCAUAGGAGAUCUCAAUUCCCUAAAGAACUGGUCUAGGAAAUUUUGUAAGAAUUCUGUUACACUUUGGGAUUUUUAUGGUGAAUUCUAGUGGUGAGAUUCGGUCUAUUUUGUCUCUUCUGUUUUUUUUCUUCUUCUCAUGCCCUUAUGAAAUACUCCAAUGGGGGAAUGCAGUAUUAGACAUAGAUUUAUAAGAGAGAAAGAGGAAAAAAUGCAAAAUCUUAUAUUUUUCAUGUAAUGACCUGUUCUGUAUUUACUGGGAGGACCAUUCUGUGGAAAAGGAAAAAAAAAAAAGAAAAAAAAGCAAACAAAUAAGAGAUUAAUUUACAUGUCAGAAUCUAUAAAUCCCAUGAUCUUUUAAUGACUCUAGAACCAGAAUUUGUAGUUUAAAAAAAAACAACUAAAAUAAGGUUAUAAAUAAAAUA
Molecule: messenger RNA, 3908 nt
Organism: Dromiciops gliroides (monito del monte)
Lineage: Eukaryota; Metazoa; Chordata; Mammalia; Microbiotheria; Microbiotheriidae
Gene: LRRC4C
Product: leucine rich repeat containing 4C
Exons: 3
Coding region: 1316-3238 (640 amino acids)
Biological process (GO): synaptic membrane adhesion; modulation of chemical synaptic transmission; regulation of axonogenesis
Cellular component (GO): glutamatergic synapse; plasma membrane; postsynaptic density membrane
Molecular function (GO): cell-cell adhesion mediator activity
Source: RefSeq, a predicted model, not a curated record